Messenger RNA from Lingula anatina, 7758 nucleotides. Its product is annotated as protein mono-ADP-ribosyltransferase PARP15-like. Gene Ontology annotation, molecular function: NAD+ poly-ADP-ribosyltransferase activity; nucleic acid binding. Gene Ontology annotation, biological process: protein ubiquitination; Notch signaling pathway. The record is from RefSeq and is a predicted model, not a curated record. Lineage: Eukaryota; Metazoa; Brachiopoda; Lingulata; Lingulida; Lingulidae.
GUCAUCGCUUGUUAUAACUUUAUUUGUAAUUGCGGAGUUUCCAGUUAAGUGUCAAUUUGCUUUAGCUGUUAUAGAAUUUGACAAGAUUUCCAGAGACCCUUGAGAACGGAUAGGCUAGGAGAAAGAAUGGAGCCUGAGGAUUCUAAAAAUCAAGUAUGUCACAAAAGCAACAAGUCCAUUCUGGUGUUGGGUCUACCAAAGGCCAUUACAGGGCAAAAGAUAAAAAUACACUUCCAGAAAAAGGGAAAUGGUGGAGGUGAUGUUACCUCAGUUAUUUACCCAUUUCACAAGCAAGCAAAUGCUGCUGUUGUAACAUUUGUCAGGGGUGAAGUUUUGGAAACCAUUUUCAAGUAUCACCAUACAAUCUUAGAGACCCCUGUUCAGAUUCACCAUUUCCAACAGGUAUUCUCUGAAGUUCAAGCCAUAAUUGAUUGUGAAUCACCCAUUGCUGACCAACUACUUGAUGUCCUCAAUUCAUCUUCUCAAAAUUUACAUGAAGAAAGUUGUGUUAAAGUGAUACUUGAGAAAGGCAGUAGGAAAUUGAUAGGGAAUUGGUAUCAAGUGAGAAAUGCCCACCAAUAUCUGUGGAAGAAAUAUCUUGAGAGUCUUCAGUUAAAGGCCUGUCCGAAAGAAGAAAAAAGCUGUGAGGUUCACACUCCUUUAUAUGGUCAGAAUGGAGAGUCAGUUGAUGUGGCAUCCCAACCUAACACAAGGCUACAGGACCAAGGGCAUCAUCUAGAGCAAAACUCACAUGUUCACCAACAACAAUAUCAAGAUCCUAACUGUGAGGACAAGGCUCCACCUGAGAAAGAUGAGACCCAGUCUGCUGAUGGAAAUGUUAAUGGUGGAACUUAUAUUUCUGAAGCAGUGCCAGGUCUUAAUGAAGAGACCCAUGCAUAUGUGAUGUGGAAACACCAGGAUAAUCUCUCUUUGACUAAUGGAGAUAUAGACAUUAGAGGGAAACUUACUGAAGAUGGCGAAUACCAAGUCCUAGUAGGUGCAAGAAGUUGGGCUGACUUGGACAAGGCCCGUGAUGCAUAUGUUGAAUGUUAUCAAAAGACAUAUGGGUCUGUUAGAACCGAGAAAGUCCAUGUUCACAAAACUACUACAAGAGAGCAGUGUGAAGUUAUCAUUCAGGAGUUGAUGAAGAGUUUUCAGGAUGCACUCAUCAGCUAUGACCCUGAUAAGCAUGAGUUCAUCAUUACUGCACCUUUCCAAAAUAUAGACAGUCUGAAAAAUAAAAUAGAGAUGUUUUCUGUGAAUGGGAGUCAAGUGCAAAAGAAAAAUCGCAGGAAGUUGUCCGAAGAUCCAUCUUUUCCUCCAAAUUCUGAAAAUAUUAUCACAAAGAGAGGACUGAUGAUACACAUUUACCAAGGUGACAUUACAACCAGCAAUGUGACAGCCAUUGUAAAUGCUGCCAACGAAAGACUUAAGCAUGGGGGAGGAGUGGCAAGGGCCAUCAAGGAUGCUGCUGGGAAAGACUUCGACCACCAGUGUCAAGAAGCAUUGAAGGAAAAGGGCUCAUUUGGGGUUACAGAUGUGUUGCACACAUCCACUGGGGGAGAGGGAUCCCAAUUGAAGUGCAGUUAUGUCUUGCAUGCAGUGGGCCCUCAAUGGCAUGACUACGUGGAGAAAGAAAGAUGUGCUAUUGAACUGCGGUGGACAUUUUACAAUUGCCUGAAGUAUGCAGGGGACCCAGAUACUAUUGGCGCAGAAUCUGUGGCCAUUCCGGCCAUAAGUUCAGGGAUUUUUGGAGUCCCCAAGCAGACAGUAGCACAGGCACUGCUUGAAGCUGUUUUGGAUUUUGAUAGAGAACUCAAGCAGAAAAGCACUCUUCAAGAAAUCCACCUGGUUAACAUCGCUCCUGACAUAACUCAUUUGAUCACAAAGAAAUUUGUCAAGAUUGGUGCCCCAUACUGGAAGAACAAGGCUUAUUCUGAACCUUUGGCUGCACAGAAUAGUUUCUUUGAAAUGGGAGUUGAAGCAAUGGAAGUUGAAUAUGUUAAGGAUGUUAAGUAUCCUCCAGGUUAUGGUACAGGCAAUGACACCUGGAACCACCCCCCACCAAGUGCCUACAAGAAUCAAGCAGCUAACAUAGCCAGUAAAACCCUACCUGGAGUUCAAGAUCAUGAAAGUUUUGAGGGGGCAACUGCUAGCAACAAAGAUGAGGGAACAAAUGUAGAUGCUUGCAUCAUUUGUAUGGAUGCAAUGAUCAAUCCAAAGCGCCUUGAGAAAUGUGGCCAUGUCUUUUGCACCAGCUGCAUUGACAAGUCAUUUAGGCUGAAUAAGCCUGUCUGCCCAACCUGUGGAACCGUUUAUGGAGUGAUAAAGGGCAACCAGCCUCCUGGGGAAAUGCGAGACAGAAUUUUGCAUUCCAGCCUGCCAGGACAUACACGCUAUGGCACAAUAAUGAUAACUUAUUCUUUUAAGGAUGGAAAACAGGGGGAAGAUCACCCUCAUCCAGGCACUUGGUACAGAGGUAUCACAUGUGUGGCUUACCUGCCAGAUUCACCAGAAGGGAGGAAGGUACUAAGACUGCUGCGCAAGGCAUUUGAUAACAAAGUGGUGUUUACCAUUGAAAGGUCCACUACCAUUGGCAAAGAAGGGCAGAUAACAUGGAAUGAUAUCCACCAUAAGACUAGCCAGUAUGGUGGACCUACAAAUGAUACUCGAACUCAGGAUGAAACAACUCCAAGGAAGGGCUUGACUACAGCAACUAACUUUAUUUCUAAGUGUGCAGAUAUAAAUACAUUGUGUCUACAGUUCAGAGGGAUCACUGCUGUCAAGUGUGUUUAUACUACGUACAUUAUUAUGGACACCAUUUUCCAGCAUACACAUACUAUCUGUGAGACCCUUGUUCAGAUUCAUCAUUUUCCACAGGUAUUUUGUGGAGUGCAAGCCAUAGUUGACCCACCCAUUGCUGCCCAACUACUUGAUGAAACCAAAUCAACCUUACACAAUUUAGAGCAAGAAUGUUGUGUUACAGUAAUAAAUGAGGCAGGGAGUAUAAGAUUGAAAGGGAAUUGGUAUCAAGUGCAAAAUGGUCGCGAAUAUCUGUUGAAAAAAUAUAUUGAGAGUUUGCAGCAAGAGGCUUCUCCAAAUGAAGAAGAAAGCUCAGAAGUUCACACCCCUUUGCAAGAAAAUAAAGGAAAAUCAGUUGAUGUUGAAUCCCAACCAAGUACAGUGUUACAGAACCAAGUGCAUCAUCUAGAGCAAAACUCAAAUGUUCACCAACAACAACAUCAAGACCCUAACCGUGAGGACAAGGCUCCACCUGUGAAAGAUGAGACCCAGUCUGCUGAUGGAAAUGUUAAUGGUGGAACUUAUAUUUCUGAAGUAAUGCCAGGUCUUAAUGAAGAGACCCAUGCAUAUGUGAUGUGGAAACUUCAGAAGAAACUCUCUUUGACUGAUGGAGAUAUAGGCAUUAAAGGGAAACUUACUAAAGAUGGUGAAUACCAAGUCAUAGUGGGUGCAAGAAGUCAGGCUGACUUGGACAAGGUACAUGAUGCAUAUGUUGAAUGUUAUCAAAAGACAUAUGGCUCUGUUAGAACGGAGAAAGUCCAUGUUCCCCAGAUCACUACAAAAGAGCAGUGUGAAGUUAUCGUUCAGGAGUUGAUGAAGAGUUCUCAGGAUGCACUCAUCAGCUAUGACCCUGAUAAGCAUGAGUUCAUCAUUACUGCACCUUUGCAAAAUAUAGACAGUUUGAAAAAUGAAAUAGAGAUGCAUUGUUUUUCUGUGAAUGGGAGUCAAGUGCAUAGGCGAAAUCGCAGGAAGUUGGCCGAAGCUCCAUCUUUUCCUCCAAAUUCUGAAAAUUUUAUAACAAAGAGAGGACUGAUGAUACACAUUUACCAAGGUGACAUUACAACCAGCAAUGUGACAGCCAUUGUUAAUGCUGCCAACGAAAGACUUCAGCAUGGGGGAGGAGUGGCAAAAGCCAUCAAGGAUGCUGCUGGGAAAGACUUCGACCACCAGUGUCAAAUAGCAUUGAUAGAAAAGGGUUCAUUUGGGGUUACAGAUGUGUUGCACACAUCCACUGGAGGAGAGGGAUCCCGAUUGAAGUGUAAAUAUGUUUUACAUGCAGUGGGUCCACAAUGGGAUCACUACACCGAGAAAGAAGGAUGUGCUAUUGAACUGCGGUGGACAUUUUACAAUUGCCUGAAGUAUGCAGGGGACCCAGAUAUUGUUGGUGCAGAAUCUGUGGCCAUUCCAGCCAUAAGUUCAGGGAUUUUUGGAGUCCCCAAGCAGACCGUAGCACAGGCACUACUUGAAGCUGUUUUGGAUUUUGAUAGAGAACUCAAGCAGCACAGCACUCUUCAAGAAAUCCACCUGGUUAACAUUGCUUCUGACAUAACUUAUUUGAUCACAAAGAAAUUUGUCAAGAUUGGUGCCCCAUACUGGAAGGACAAUGCUUAUUCUCAACCUUUGGCUGCACAGAAUAGUUUCUUUGAAAUGGGAGUUGAAGCAAUGGAAGUCGAAUAUGUUAAGGAUGUUAAGUAUCCUCCAGGUUAUGGUACAGGCAAUGACACCUGGAACCACCCCCCAUCAGGUGCCUACAAGAAUCAAGCAGCUAACAUAGCCAGUAAAACCCUACCUGGAGGUCAAGACCAUGAAAGUUUUGAGGGGGCAGCUGCUAGCAACAAAGAUGAGGGAACAAAUGUAGAUGCUUGCGUCAUUUGUAUGGAUCCAAUGGUCAACCCAAAGCGCCUUGAGAAAUGUGGCCAUGUCUUUUGCACCAGCUGCAUUGACAAGUCAUUUAGGCUGAGUAAACCUGUCUGCCCAACCUGUGGAACUGUUUAUGGAGUGAUAAAGGGUAACCAGCCUCCUGGGGAAAUGCGAGACAGAACUUUGCGUUCCAGCCUGCCAGGACAUCCAGACUGUUGCACAAUAGAGAUAACUUAUUCUUUUAGGGGUGGAAUACAGGGGGAGGACCACCCUACUCCAGGUACUUGGUAUGGAGGUAUCAGACGUUCUGCUUACUUGCCAGAUUCUCUGGAAGGCAGAAAGGUACUGAAACUGCUGCGCAAGGCAUUUGAUAACAAAGUGGUGUUUACUGUUGGAAGGUCCACUACCACUGGCAAAGAAGGGCAGAUAACAUGGAAUGAUAUUCACCAUAAGACUAACCAGUAUGGCGGACCUACAAACUUUGGGUAUCCAGACCCCGGGUACCUUCAGAGAGUUCAGGAGGAACUCAAGGCCAAGGGAAUUGAGGAAGAGCAAGAUGAAGUUCAGCAACCACCAGUUGUCCACCAGCAUAACAAACAUGAGAAACCCAGCCAGCCCUCAAACACUUGUGACCUUCCUUCUCACUGGAGUCCAAUGCCCCCAGGCAAAGUUGUGGAUAUUAUUGAGUUAAAGCCUAAGGAUCCAGAUUUCAAGAGAGUAGCAGGAAGUAUUUCAUGUGGAAAGUUCAAGUUGAACAACAUAAAGAUUUACCGCAUACAAAACUCGGAAUUGUUCCAAAGAUUCAUGGCUAAUAAACAGAGUAUGAGAGAAAAUUUCUCUCAGGGCAGCAUAAUAGAAAGUGCAUUGUGGCAUGGGACAAGAGAACAUAAAAUGGACUCUAUCAGCAAAUAUGGUGUUUGUCCUCAUUACAACUCCCACAUGGGACAUCUUGGAAAUGGUGUUUAUUUCUCAGUCAGUGCAGAGAAAUGCAGUCUACUAUGUUGGGCUCCAAUUCCUUCAGGCAAGAAGCACAUGAUAAAAUGUCGUGUGCUGACAGGAAAGUACACACAAGGUGUAAGUGCUUGGAUGAGUUCUCCACCAGUGAGGCCAGGUUCAGGUGGUACAUUUGAUUCAGUUGUUGACAGUGUUUCAGAUCCAUCUGUGUUUGUGAUCUUCUCUGCUGUCCAAAUAUAUCCAGAAUACUGGAUAACAUUUACCUAAGUUUUGAUAUGCUGACAGUGAUGAAAUAAGACAAAUUUUCAUUUGAUUAUAUUUACAGACUGAAAGUUGUUAAUUAAGAAAUGAGAUAAUUGUUUUUCAAUUUUUAGCUAGUGAUGGUACUUAGUUAUAAAGUUGAUUUUCUUCCCCCUUAUCCUAUCCACAACUACAAAUUUUGGAUAUAUCAUUGAGAAACAAGUUUUGUUAGGUUUAAUUUUGUUUACUAUUAAGAAGCUUUUAAGCUGAUCAUUCAAGUCAUAUAAAUUUGUGUACUCUCACACCAGGCUAGGAUAAAAUGGUGUCUACGGAGGCUCAUCUAUUUUAAUGCUAAUCGAAACCUGGGGCAGAUAAAUUGUUUUAUUUGACAAAGUUGACAAACUGGACAAGUGAGAAAAGUUGUCAGGGGGUUGAUAGGAACAUGCUGUAGAGUUUAAAGUUAUGACAGCAACUAUUGUAUAAAGAUGAAGCUUAUAAGAACAUUGUUUGUGUAAGUCUGUUUAAAACAAGUGUGGACAAAAAUGUUAGAUGUUCCAGUUCAGAACAUUUACAUACAUUUGUCAUUGUUGACAUUGCAUUCUCGUGAAGACCGCAGGAAGUCACCAAAAUUGCAUAAGUGAUAGUUUAUAGACUGGAGUAUUUGGAAAAAUAGGUAAUUUUUCCCAGUAUGGACAAAAUAACCAGACUAACUGUAUAUAUAUAUAUAUAUAUAGAGAGAGAGAGAGAGAGAGAGAGAGAGAUGGAUAUCUGACUUAUAGUACGUAUUAUAACAUGUUAAAAGGGGUUAUUGGUGAUACAUAAACACUUAUAUAGCAAAGAAAUGGAAUUUUCACUUACAUGUAAAUUUUGCCAAUUGUUAAUUCCUGUACCUGUACCCAAAAUAAAUUUCUUGAGAAAAUUAACAUCAAUUGGUACAUUUUCAAAAUCUAUUCAAGAUCUUUUUUUUUUCAAUCCAUCAAUAUUAAGAUUUAUUCAGUAAUUUAUAAGAUACACAGAUGUGCACAUAUAUUUUACCAUAAAAUUCAGUUAACUUACUGUAAAUAACAUUCUCCUAGUGUGUAAGAAGGGUUACUUCAGGUAUCAUAUUAAUGAUUCAAUAAUAAUUUUAAUGAUAACCUUGCUUUAUUCAAAUGCCAUCCAGCAGGAUGCUUUUUUCAGAUCCCGUUUAUAUACAAGUACAUACAUUUAAAUAUCUUGGUGGGUUUUGUUCGUAUGCAAGUGUAUGAUUGUGCCAUAUAUUAUCUUUUGCCUUUCUCCAAUUUGCAUGUGUAAGAGACUAUGUAUUCAAAUUCUUUUAAAAAGACAUUUUAACUGCAGUGAUGUUAACCAUAUUUUUGCAAAGAUUAUUAUUUUACAAUGGAACAUUGUUAGAUAUGAAUAUUUUGUGAAUGCCGUUUUAAAAUUGUUUAUUGUCUGAACCUUCUGUUAUUCAAAGUACUUUCACUUUUAUAUAGUCAUAUAUUUGAUCGUUUACUUCAGCGAAAUAGUGGAGUUUUUUUAGAUGUUUGUGUAUAGAUAGAAAUUUUAUGAAGACUAGAAUUGCAAAAUAUGAACAACUGCUCGCCGACCAUAUAUCAAUCACAAGAUAUAAAGGAUAAAAUUUUAGUGAGUAUUACCAAAAAGACCUUGGUCUGAACAAAUUUAAGCAUAACUGUGUCAGUGUUUUAACUUAAAUUUGUUCAUCUCAGAGAUGGCAACACAAUUGAUUCUGCUUAUUAUUAACAUGUCUCCUUUAGUAGUUGUUUACUCCAAAGAUGUUAUAGCAAAUGGCCUUGUCAAUUUUUCACCUAAUUAUGCUUGCAACAAGAGUAAAGCAGUAAAACAACUGGUACACAUAAUAACUUAGCAUUUAGGAUGACAAUAAAUUUUCUCUGUGCAUUU